Metarhizium robertsii ARSEF 23 is the source of this 240-nucleotide messenger RNA. RefSeq names its product RNA polymerase, subunit N/RPB10. The coding region runs from base 1 to 240 and encodes 79 amino acids. Gene Ontology annotation, biological process: transcription by RNA polymerase I; transcription by RNA polymerase II; tRNA transcription by RNA polymerase III. Gene Ontology annotation, cellular component: RNA polymerase II, core complex; RNA polymerase I complex; RNA polymerase III complex. The transcript is spliced from 4 exons. NCBI's taxonomy places the organism in Eukaryota, Fungi, Ascomycota, Sordariomycetes, Hypocreales, Clavicipitaceae. The record is from RefSeq and is a predicted model, not a curated record. Gene Ontology annotation, molecular function: DNA-directed RNA polymerase activity; DNA binding; zinc ion binding.
AUGAUUAUUCCUAUACGUUGCUUCUCCUGCGGAAAGGUCACGGGGGACCUUUGGGAGCGGUAUCUCCAACUCAUCGCGGAUCCGAGAAAAACUGAUGGUGAUGCCAUGGACGAACUUGGUUUGAAGCGUUAUUGCUGUCGUCGCAUGAUCAUGACCCACGUCGACCUCAUCGAGAAACUGCUCAAAUAUACACCAGACGGUCGAAACGAGAAGAAGCAACGGCUCAAUGAACUGGCAUGA